This is a messenger RNA of Williopsis jadinii, 3114 nucleotides long. RefSeq names its product DNA helicase RAD5 (gene RAD5). Lineage: Eukaryota; Fungi; Ascomycota; Saccharomycetes; Phaffomycetales; Wickerhamomycetaceae. Gene Ontology annotation, molecular function: zinc ion binding; nucleic acid binding; hydrolase activity, acting on acid anhydrides, in phosphorus-containing anhydrides. The transcript has 2 exons. The record is from RefSeq and is a predicted model, not a curated record. The annotation marks the transcript as partial.
UUUGAAUCACAGGUCCAGGCAAUAGUGCCGGAGAUGAGUCCAGGACUGUUGAAAGAGCUGUAUGACAGAUAUAAAGACCACGAGGAUCCAGUGAUUAAAGCAGUCAACCACUACUUUGAGGAGGAUGCUUUCAAGCCAGAGCCCAUGGUUUACAUCCCACCACAGCCACAGGCUGUGGAAAGAGAUGGAACUCCAGGCUCUGAUGAAGAUGCUCUAUGGGGACCUUCCGGGCUUCCCAGACCAAAGGCAAGCAUGAUCGAAUCACUGACUCAAAAGCCAAUCCCAGAGUCGAUCAAAUGGAGAAGGUUUAUUGGAAGCCUACAAGUUACUGGCUGGGCGACGAGGCCAACAGUGAAGCCCAUACCAUAUGGUACUCGUCUCACGGUGACAAAGAGAUUUGCGGAUUUGUCCAACUUUACAAAGCGACGGAGGACCAAUGGUGCCUCUGGAUCCUAUGUUAAGCUGAUUAAGGAUAUAGAUGAUCCUUCAAAACGUCAAGAAGUUGGUAGACUGCCAGAAGAUAUAGCCUCGAUGCUUUACCAUUUGGUGGAUCAUGAUGUUUGCGAUUUCGAUGUGACAAUGGUGUUAUGCGAUGGAAGACUACAUACUGGUGAUUCCUUCAUUGUUCAGCUGGAUUGCUUCCUCACUUCAAAGAUAUUCGAAAAGUACAAGGCGAAGACAUCUGAAGAUGAUAUCAAGCUCGUGAGGCACAGAGGAUUUGAGAAUGGUGCGCAGGUGACACCAGAUGAGAAGCUGAAACGGGACCGACAGGUGGCGAUGUUCAAACUGUUCAACAGGCUGAACUUCGAGGUUGUUGACCCGGAUAAGGCACAUGAACCGGAACCGGAACCUGAAGAGGUUGAAGUUAUAGAUUUAGAGAGCGAUGACUUGGAUUUACAAGUGGCCAAGACAACACACCCAUCUACUCAAUCUGAAACAGACGAGAUGAAUCUGAACCAGCUGAAGGAAUUCUACAAGAGAACCCAGACUGAAAAGGUCCUUGAAACACUCCCAGAGACCGAGGUUGGAGAUAACUUCAAGCUGCAACUGAGAUCGUACCAGAAGCAAGGCCUGACGUGGAUGCUGAGAAGCGAACGGGAACUGGAGAGUAAUGAUGACUCCAGUGAGCUUAUGAAUCCACUGUGGAAGGCUUUCAAAUGGCCCAAGGAUAGAUCCUGGGUCGUGAUGCGUAAAGAAAGCUUGAGACCGAGGUUUGAAGGUCAAGACUCGUUUUAUGGUAAUCUCUACUCUGGAGAGUUCUCCCUAGAGAAGCCUAUAUUGAAAAACCAGUGCAAGGGUGGUAUCCUUGCGGAUGAAAUGGGUCUCGGUAAGACCAUUUCAACGUUGGCACUGAUCCACCAUACUCCUAGGGACAAGACGUUUGAUCUACAGAGCCCUUCCAGUUCAGCAUAUGCCUAUGCAACAACGUUGAUUAUUGUUCCAACUUCCCUGUUGUCGCAAUGGCAGGAUGAAUUCUUGAAAGCUAACAAUGAUAACUCAUCAGUGCUGGUGUACUACGGAUCAGACACAGGGAUCAACUUGAAGGACACGCUAUGCGUUCCAGAUCCACCUAUGGUGGUUUUGACGUCAUACGGGACAGUUCAGGCUGAGUGGUCAAAGAUGUCAGCUAAUGGGGGAAUCCUACACGGUUCAUUAUUCAGUGUUAAAUUCUUCAGGAUCGUCCUUGAUGAAGGCCAUAACAUAAGGAAUAGACUGAACAAGACAACAAAGGCAUGCUAUGAGCUGAAGAGUACGCGUAAAUGGCUGUUGACUGGUACACCAAUCAUCAACAGAUUAGAUGAUCUCUACUCACUAAUCAAGUUUCUGGAGCUGGAACCUUGGGCCAAUAUAUCAUAUUGGAACACGUUCAUCACUGUUCCAUUUGCAAAGAAGGACUACAAACAGGCAUUGGAUGUAGUACAGUCUAUCCUGGAACCCAUCUUGUUGAGACGAACGAAGAACAUGAAAAAGAACGGCAAACCACUAGUGGAACUGCCUGCUAAAGAGGUUGUCAUCGAGAAGGUCAAAUUUAGUCCGAAGGAGAGAAGACUAUAUGACUGGUUUCUUACGAGAGCAGAAUCCUCCGUUAAAGAUGGUAUCAAAAGAGGUGAUAUUCUCAGAAAAUACACGAUGAUUCUUGUCCAUAUCCUGAGGCUCAGACAAAUGUGUUGCCAUAUGGAUUUGCUCACAAGCUCGUCAGAGGAGAUGGACGAAGACUUGUCUUCGAAGAACUUGACACCUCUGGACAUACCAGCAGAACUGCUUUCUGACUCGGAAGCCUUCCCUCCAAAUGAAAUGAACAUCGCCAUCAACCACAUCCACAAGACAUACCUCAAUUUGAACGAAUUGGAAUGUGCUAUAUGCCUUGCGGAGCCAAUCACACCUUUUGAGGAGAUCUGCUUCACCGAAUGCGGCCAUUCCUUUUGCCUAGGCUGUCUAUUGGAGCACUGUAACUAUCAACAGCUACGAAACCAAACUCCCCAGUGUCCAAAUUGCAAGGCAGAGAUCUCAUCAUCCAGGCUGUUACAACCACAACGGACGAUCAAAGUCAACGAGCCUGGCUCCUAUUCUUUGCUUCCCUAUGCCAACUUAAGGUCGUCCAAGCUGAAUGCCCUGUUGUCACACCUGAGAAUGGUUAGGGAUACUUGUCCCAAUGAGAAAGUUGUUGUCUUCUCACAGUUUUCUUCGUUCCUGGACAUCAUGGAGAGUGUGUUCUCGAAGGAACCAGGAUUUGAGGUUUACAAGUUUGAUGGUCGUCUAAGCUUCGAGAAGAGGAAGAAAGUGCUGGAUAACUUCAAAUCAGCCAAUGACAAAGUCACAGUUCUUCUGCUGUCUCUGAAGGCCGGUGGUGUUGGACUAAACUUGACUGAGGCCUCUAGAGCAUAUAUGUGUGAUCCAUGGUGGUCUCCUAGUGUCGAGGACCAGGCCAUUGACCGUAUACAUAGAAUUGGCCAGAGUAACAAUGUCAAGGUGGUUAGGUUCAUAAUGGAGGGCAGUAUCGAGGAGAAGAUGCUAAAGAUCCAGGAGAGGAAGAGAACUAUUGGAGAGGCUGUCGAAGCCGAAGAAGAAGAGAGGAGAAAGAGAAGAGUGGAAGAGAUCCAGAUGUUGUUUGAG